This is a messenger RNA of Lachnellula hyalina, 1914 nucleotides long. Its product is annotated as Heterokaryon incompatibility protein 6,OR allele. The transcript has a single exon. The record is from RefSeq and is a predicted model, not a curated record. Bases 1 to 1914 code for a protein of 637 amino acids. Lineage: Eukaryota; Fungi; Ascomycota; Leotiomycetes; Helotiales; Lachnaceae.
AUGGCGGAUACCAAACCUCUUUAUGCACCCCUCUCCACAAUCCGUCUCUUCAGACUUAGCAAUGGUCCAUCCAAGCCAGCAGGCGAACUCGUGGCCUUUGCUCUGGACUACACCUCCUGCCCGCCAUUCGUAGCACUAUCCUACACCUGGGGUCAAACCAUGGAUCCCAAAAGCAUCAACAUCAACGGCCACCGUUUUGAAGUCCUCGCUGAUCUCUACCGAUUCUUGAACAUUCUGCCCCAGUUGGAGGAAUUCUCGGCGCAGACGUGGUGGUGGAUCGAUUCGAUUUGUAUUAACCAAGCAGACGAGAAAGAGAAGAGUGAACAGAUGGCGAUUAUGGGAAGGAUUUAUGAGAAGGCGUCUAAAACCGUUGUGUGGUUAGGCGAGGAGGGUGAUUGCGGGGGUGCUGUUGAUGGCCUACGUCGUCUAUGCAAAGAGAUGGACAAGGCGACUCGCAAGGAUAACUCGAUGGACAAAGAAAAGCUGCGUGAAAUGAGAGGUGAGAAAAAGGGCAUUAAUUGGAAGGCUAUUGAGCGGCUGCUAUUGAGGCCCUGGUGGCGUCGUGUAUGGACGUUGCAGGAAUUCUUGAUCAGCAAACGAAUAUCAUUCUUUUGCGGGAAGAAGAGUAUUUCCAGACGAGACUUCCAGGAUGCGAUUCUCGCUACGUGGGUUUGUAAGGUUUGGAAUGGCCUCAUGGACACCAAGGCGUUUUAUGCAGGUUGGAACCGUCGCCGUAUGAAUCAAUGGUAUUCGCAAAGGCCGCACGAGAUGAGUCUUGUUGCCAUGAUGGCUUAUGUUGGUGAUAGUGGGGCAACUGAUGAACGGGAUCGGGUCUACUCUCUUCUCGGGGUUGCGAAAGACUCUGAUUUGAUCGGGACACUUGAUCCCAAAUCCACCGUAUACGAUGUGUACAGUGAGCUUGUCGGGUCCUUUAUUUCCAAGUAUAAGAGCUUGGAUAUCAUUUGCUAUGCCCAUCUCUUCAAUUAUUCUGCCAGGAAGUCCAAGGAUAAUAAGACACUUCCUUCUUGGGUUCCAGAUUGGAGGGCAUCUGUCGAGGGCAAAGUCAUACCUGUCAUGGCUUGCCAGGGCUCAAGUCCAGGGACUGGAAACUUCCGUCCGGCAUGGGUUACUGAGUCUGAAGCAAUAUACAAAGCUUCCGGAAACAAGUCUCCGCGGUACAGUAUUUCAAAGGACGCCAGAGUAUUGACGUGUACCGGCGUAGUUCUGGACAAGAUUGAUGGCCUGGGGGGUUCCAAGUACGAGGAUGCCGGCGAAAUCAACGAGACUAAGAAUGAGCUGCCUUUAGAACAAUCAACUUCUGAGCAAAGUAUCCAGUUGGAUGGUAAAGCCGCUUCAACGUCUGGCCUUAUGAAAAUAAUUUCCCGUUGUCUUGCUCUGGAUCGCAAGGACCGAUACCUAGCAGAACAUCUAGCGCCAGGUCUCUUUCGAAAGGAUUUUGAAAUAUUCUGCAAGGCAUAUUUAGAGCAUGGCGCAGACGAAAGAAUUCCUACAUAUUUUCGCGAAUGGUUGGAGAGGAACAAAAUGCUUCUCCUCAGAGGUCGGACGUUGGGAGAGCAUUGCCGAGAUGCGACACUGUAUACUCCAACAGCCAAAUGGGAAGAAUUCUGCGACGGGCCUCUCAAGUAUUUCAAUGGGCGGGUCGAGGAUACUGUAGUGACAAUGGCGAGGAGGCUUGCUGUUACGGAAGAGGGACACCUUGGCAUGGCUGCCAGCCGAGCGACUCGGGGAGAUUUGAUUUGUGUUUUGUAUGGGUGCAGCAUUCCAGUAUUGCUACGAGAACAGAAAGAUGGUACCUGCGAACUGAUUGGGGAAUGUUAUCUUGAUGGAUUCAUGAAUGGAGAGGCACUAACCAACGCUAGCGGACUAACUGAAGUAGAUUUUCAGAUUGCAUAA